ACCAAGACACUGAAGGGGAUCCAAAUUGAAGAUUCAGACAGUCUCUUCAGCCUCCUUGAUCCUGAUAUUGAUGUUGUGGUGUGCUUGACCUUCACAUCUCUGAAAUACAAAGACCCAUAUCUUUCAACCCUGAAUGAGUUUCUAAAAUCUGACCCCUUUAAAGAGUUAGAUGGGGAAAACAAGUUUUCCCUGACAUAUUCUGUCCAAAAAUCAUUCAACGCUCAUGAUUUCACUUCAAAAAUGAGAGAAAACGUAUCUCACUUCAGAAGUUUUUCAGAGGCCAAUAAAGAUGAAACGAGAAUGCGCUUCAUUAUUUCUGCAAUUUCUGAUUCCUCCAGUCCUGGCUCCUCUAUCUAUCUGUAUGAAAAAGGGAUUCUGACAAAUACACAGUUCCAGCCAGUGUCCAAGCCACCCACACCAAUAGUGAAGAAUGUUCUGGACCAAACUGUGUCCCUGAAACUGCAGAAGUCCCCAACUGGAGAAACAGUGAAGUAUAGAGUAGAGUACAAGCAGAUGAAAGCAGAUUCUGGAGCUGAGGAACAGUGGCUUGUCGUAGACACAGAUGAUGAAGACUUUACUCUGACUGGAUUGAUAUCUGGAAAGCAGUACCUGAUCCGCUACAGGAUAGUGGGUAAAGUGGGAGUGAGUGAAGCCAGUGAUACUGUCAGCCCUACACUCUCUUCAAUCACAUUCACCAACAUGGUUCCCGGGACCAGGAACAAGUUGCUACAAUAUUUCCAUCACUUCACUCUGGAUCCAAACACAGUGAAUAACAACCUUCAUCUGUCUGAGAGCAACAGAGUGAUUAUUCACACUGGCACAUAUCAGUCGUAUCCUGAUCAUCCAGACAGAUUUGAUUAUUGGUGUCAGGUGUUGUGCAGAGAGAGUGUGUGUGGACGCUGUUACUGGGAGAUUGAGUGCAGUGGAGAAUACGUGUCUAUAUCAGUGUCAUAUAAGAGCAUCAGCAGGAAGGGAGAAAGUUAUGAAUGUUGGUUUGGAUAUAAUGAUCAUUCCUGGAGUUUGAUCUGCUGUUCCUUCUAUUAUGCAUUCAGACACAAUAACAUACAGACUGUUCUCCCUGUAAAGCCCAUCAGCAGGAGAAUAGGAGUGUUUGUGGAUCACAGUGCUGGAACUCUGUCCUUCUACAGCGUCUCCAGAAACACAAUGAGCCUCAUCCACACAGUCCAGACCACAUUCACUCAGCCGCUCUAUCCUGGGUUCUGGGUUUGGUCAAGAUCAUCAGUGAAUCUGUGUUGAUGAAUCAGAAAAGACUGAUGAGAGAUUCUACCCAUAAUGCUUUGAGUUGCAUGAUAAAUCAGUGACAGUGAGAUGUUAUAGAGUCUCUUUAUUACAUUAAUACUGCAGCUCAACUUCUGUCACUGAAAUAACAGUCAGAAUAA
Molecule: messenger RNA, 1400 nt
Organism: Sinocyclocheilus grahami
Lineage: Eukaryota; Metazoa; Chordata; Actinopteri; Cypriniformes; Cyprinidae
Product: tripartite motif-containing protein 16-like protein
Exons: 3
Coding region: 241-1257 (338 amino acids)
Molecular function (GO): protein binding
Source: RefSeq, a predicted model, not a curated record